AGGGAGAUCAGUUUUAAAAAGCAGAUAUCCAUCAUGGACCCCCGUACCAGUGCCCAGGACAUUAUGCGAUGUGACCUGUGUGAGACCGCUGUGGUACAGAUGCACUGUGAUACAUGUCUUGUCAACCUGUGUACAGCUUGUGUAGGAAAACAUAUGAUAUCUGAUGAAUCCAAGGACCACAAAGUCGUCAAAUUUCAGUCCAGGAAAUCUACUCCCAUCUACCCUGGGUGUAAAUAUCAUGACAAAGAACGAAGUGAAAUGUACUGUAAUCAAUGUGACAUUCCUGCUUGUGUUUACUGCAUUACAUCUGAUCAACAUCAAGGUCAUAAAAUUUUACCAUUAAUGCAGGUUUGCAAGGAAAAGAAAGAAAAAGUAAUUGAAGAGAGAAAUGAACUAAAUGAGACAAUUUAUCCCACCUUCCAGGACAUUGCCUUUGAUUUACAAAACAGAAUGAGUCAGUUAGAAACGGAAUAUGGAGAUCUCUCAACAGCCAUAACAAAACAUGGAGAGGACUGGCACAGAGAAAUUGACAAACUUGUCAAGAAACUUAAAGCUGAAGUUGAUGAGAUGAAAAACACACAGUUACAAACUUUACAGAAACAUCUGGACGAAAUAAACAAGACAAUGUCUAACAUCAAGGAUGAAAUUGAAUCACUUGAAAUCGUUACAGUCACUAAUGACAUGUCAAAACUAUUAAGUGUUGAAUCCAAUCUAUAUACAUACCGAGAUCUUCCAAAGAAAAAUAUGCCAUCAGUACCUAAAUUCAUUUCUGAAAAAAUUGAAGUAGAUGACUUUAGUAAACUGUUUGGAUCCUUAUCAUCAGAUAAACAUGGCUACAGCAUGAAGACAACACAGAAAUCACCAGAAGCUGGAUCCCCUCCUCCAGUCAAACAGCUGCUUGAUGAACCAGAGACUGUCACCACCAUAGACACUGGGUUUGGAGUACUUAACAAUGUGGCCUGUCUGAGUGACGAAGAAAUAUGGACAAGUGGACAUGACAGCACCAUGAAACUCUACAGCAUCAAUCAGGGAUCACUACACAAGUCAAUCACAACCAAGUCAGGGAACUGGCCAGAUGACAUAGCAGUGACAAAAAGUGGAGAUCUAGUUUAUACUGACACCAGUGAUAGAACUGUGAACAUUGUAAAGAAUGAGAAGAUAAAGGAGGUAAUCAGACUACAGAAAUGGAAACCUCGCGGUGUCUGUAGUACCUCCUCUGGUGACCUCCUGGUUAUCAUGGACAGUGAUGGUUACAAACAAACAAAAGUUGUCCGUUACUCUGGCUCCACAGAGAAACAAACCAUUCAGUUUGAUGAGAAAGGUCAACCUCUCUAUUCAUCUGGUCAAUAUAACAGAUACAUUACAGAGAAUGGGAACCUGGAUAUCUGUUUGUCUGACGGUAAAGCUAAUACAGUAGUGGUGGUCAAUCAGGCCGGGAAACUGAGAUUCAGGUACACUGGACAUACUCCUGCUCCAAAGAACCAACCAUUCAAUCCACGAGGAAUCACCACAGACAGUCAGAGUCACAUCCUUACAGUUGAUUAUAUCAAUGACUGUGUCCACAUCAUAGACAAGGAUGGACAGUUCGUUCGCUACAUCGACCAUGGACUGUAUUAUCCCUGGGGACUGUGUAUAGAUACAAAUGACAAUCUGUUUGUUGCUCACACCAAAAAUGACACAGAAGUAAUUAUCAAGAUUGAGUAUAUGCACAUUAAGUAAACUAUGAUUUACAAUGAAGAUGCAUAAAAUAAAUUACUAGUAUUACGUGUAGUAAGUCACAUUUAGGCAGGUAAUAAACUGUACAGAAACCCCGUAUAUGGAUACAAUGAAGAACAAUUUAUUGCAGGUAGUUAAGGUCAGAUGAGACGUUCCUCAAAAUUUGUUGUGUAUAUCUUCGUAAUGUAUGAAAAAUAUUCAGAAUUUUAAUAACAUUCUGAUUUCUAAACAGUUUCUAAACGUUUUUAAAAAUCCAAAUGUAAACAUCUGAAAUUGGAAAAUAAUUUUCAGAGGAUCAGUAAAUCAUUUAGUCUUAUCCUUGCUACAAAGAUGACAGGUGACUCUAUAGAUCACUAAAUUUUUGCGACACCUUAUUUUCGCGAGAGAGUCCUUGACUUUUAAUUAGAGAGACAAAAUUUUCACAAAUUGUGGUUAUUGCUCUAUAUAAUCCUAAGGAAUACUAGUAUUAAUUUCUUAGAAAUAAAUUUUGCGAGCAAACUGUCAAGCGUAAUUACGCGAAAAUAAAGUUCUCGUAAAUAAAAAGUGAUUUACAGUAUUACUGGCUAUUUGAAGGUCAAAUGUCAUAAUUAUUCCAGUGUUGUAGUUACACCAUAUAGAACUCAAAAAUAUGUAGAAAACAAAGGAAACUUAAAUUUAUGUUUCAGAAUGCCAAACAUGACGUUCACUGAUGAUUUUAGGCACAAACUGGGGUAAAAGCCAAAUAAACUUGUAGCUUCUUUAAAAAUCAGAAUGGUCACUAUUUUUUGGAAUGGAUCUGUUCCUAAAACUUUAUAUCUAAUCUACGAGUGUAAAACCUGAGUUACAUCAUUCCUGCAAAUUAAGGAAUUGUCUUUUAUAAUUUCUUUUUAAUUUAAUAGAUACAUGAGAAUGCAAUUGCUGUCAAACAUUAACCCCCCCCCUUUUCUGAAGUUAAUUCAAGCAUCUCUCUACAGGAAAUGGAAUUAGUGUAUUUUAUACUUUCCAUCUGAGCAUCUCUCUUUACAAAUUUCACAUUCUGUUCUUCAAAGAGAUGUAAAUAUCACAAAUAAAAAAGCUAUAUGUGUCUGAAAAAUCUUCUAUCUUAUAAAGAUAAGCUUUGGAAGCACAUUCGUUGAAUACAUAUUACAUAUUUUACUCAAGUACACAUUAUAAAAAUUU
This is a messenger RNA of Saccostrea cuccullata (small rock oyster), 2874 nucleotides long. RefSeq lists its product as uncharacterized. Bases 34 to 1719 code for a protein of 561 amino acids. The record is from RefSeq and is a predicted model, not a curated record. The transcript is spliced from 2 exons. Gene Ontology annotation, molecular function: protein binding; zinc ion binding. NCBI's taxonomy places the organism in Eukaryota, Metazoa, Mollusca, Bivalvia, Ostreida, Ostreidae.